This is a messenger RNA of Neodiprion fabricii, 1580 nucleotides long. It is a transcript of the gene Ddrgk1, whose product is annotated as DDRGK domain-containing protein 1. The record is from RefSeq and is a predicted model, not a curated record. The transcript has 3 exons. Lineage: Eukaryota; Metazoa; Arthropoda; Insecta; Hymenoptera; Diprionidae. Bases 202 to 1080 code for a protein of 292 amino acids.
GGAAAACACAAAACACGAAACCGACGAUGAAACACAGAUGACACACGUCAGCGGAUGACGACGGUCUCAUUUCUCGUUCCAGCCAUUUGCCGUCACCGGAUACCACGCCAGUCAAAGAAUGUACUUGAGAUACAAAUUAAACCCGUUUUCAACGGACGUUCUUUCGAUUCUACCGACCAGUGACUAGUGGCAACAACAAUCAUGGACGUUCUCCUGCUAGUGACUGUCGUGACGGGACUAGUCGUAUUAUUAAUUAUCCUGGCCCUAUUUUCCAGGAAAAAGGCAGACACACCCGAAGCAGAUGUCAGAGGUCGAGGAGCUCAGGCGCACAGGCAACAGCCAAGGCGUGCGGCGGGAGUUAGAAAUGCGAGGCAAAGAAUGCGAGGCAAUGCCGCGGCUGAAGCUAGAAGAGGAAACGAAUCGGAUCACAGCAAUGAUGCGAACGAUGAAAAUGAGGAUGGGGACAUAGAUUUAGCAGACAGCAAACUAGGAGCUAAAAAGAGGGCUAAGCUGGAAGCUAAAGCAGAAAAAAAGCUACAGAGGGAAGCCGCGGAGCGGGAGAGAGAGGAGAGGAGAAAGAGAGAUCAGUUGCUCCAGGAGGAAAGGGAUAAACAGAGUGAAAAAGAGAGGAUGGAAGAGGCUAAACUGGAGGAGGCGGAGAAGAAAGCUAGGGAAGAAAAGGAGAGAAUAGAGUACGAGGAGUACAUGAAAAUGAAGGAGGCCUUCAGCGUUGAAGAGGAGGGCUACGAGGAUGGGGAAAAUACAGAAGAAGAGAAUUUGUUGACUAAAUUUAUAGACUAUAUAAAAGUAAACAAAGUUGUUGUGCUUGAGGAUUUGGCAGCACACUUUAGAAUGAAGACCGUCAGUGUUAUUGAGAGGAUACAGAAUUUGCAGGCUGAUGGUAAUCUUACCGGAGUCGUUGAUGACCGAGGAAAGUUUAUUUACAUUUCAACAGGAGAACUAGAGGCUGUUGCAAAAUUCAUCCGGCAGAGGGGUCGCGUUAGCAUAACGGAAUUGGCGGAGAAUUCUAAUAUAUUGAUUAAUUUGAAUCCAUCGAAGACGAACUCUGUUAGCACAUAGAAUCGCGGUGACAGAUUGUUUGACAGCAAUAUUUUUAGAUGUUUCUUGUAUAAAUUAUUGUAAGAUAGUAUUGUAUAUUUACGAAUGUUUAACAUUAUUUGAAGUUUUGGGGAAAACAAUUGAUCCCUUCAUUAUUACAACUGAAUCAUGUAUUUCUAUAACUCGCAACUGAAAGACUAGUGUAAAAUUUGUUACCAACAAAACAGUUCAACGAGAAUUGUCACUCAUUGGAAUAUCAAGUUUUGAAACAACCUUUACUCUCAUUUAUAUCGUGAACAAAGUAUCAAAAUUCGUAUGUGUAAAAACCAGAAACUGAAUUGCGUUUGAAUUUUUGAUAAGCCAGAGCCACUUUGGGUAACACAACAGAAACUUUUAACGUGAACAAACACUACAAGCUGAACUAAUUGAUGUAUGAAUUUUCUAAUUAUGCGUCUUGAACAAACGACUCUUUCAGAGGGUAGAUUAGUACCUGUAUGUAAUAAAAAAAAAUGUAUUUCCUA